Acaulospora colombiana is the source of this 327-nucleotide messenger RNA. The record is from the annotation of a GenBank genome assembly. Lineage: Eukaryota; Fungi; Glomeromycota; Glomeromycetes; Diversisporales; Acaulosporaceae.
GAAAUCCGUGGAUUCAAGCAAAUAUAUCAGAAAUUAAUUUUCCCAAUAAUAUUCUUACAUUGCUUGAUAAAACUGAUAUAUUAUUGGAUAUAUCGCAAGGUUGCUCUCCACCAAGACAGAUAAGCAUACCAGUAAAAGAAUAUUUCAAGAUGGUGAAACAUUAUACAGUUGCAUCGGAUGUGAACGAUAAUGAAGCAUAUUUCAGGGAAUAUUUUCUUCGUAGAUUGUCACCCGAUGGACAGUUAGAAGUUAGAAGAUAUGGAUUAGAAAUCCCAUUAGAUGAGUUAGUAGAUAAGUUAAGUGGAAUUAAGAAUAUCCGGAAAAUAG